Messenger RNA from Xyrauchen texanus (razorback sucker), 3976 nucleotides. Its product is annotated as zinc finger CCCH domain-containing protein 7B-like. NCBI's taxonomy places the organism in Eukaryota, Metazoa, Chordata, Actinopteri, Cypriniformes, Catostomidae. The record is from RefSeq and is a predicted model, not a curated record. Gene Ontology annotation, molecular function: metal ion binding; protein binding; miRNA binding. The transcript has 22 exons. Bases 207 to 2903 code for a protein of 898 amino acids. Gene Ontology annotation, biological process: miRNA processing.
UUUGCCUUUAGGACCGGACCUGCCUGGACGGGUGUAGUUAAACUUAAGAAGACAAGUUUCGCAUGUUUUGUCCGUUACUCGGGCAGACGAAUGAAUAUAAAGCAUGAUUUUGAAGGAAUAAAACCCAUCAAGUCGUGUGACAGUUCACGGUAUUUACUGCUUUAAGAAACUGUAUCUGGUGGAAGAGAAGAUCCAAAGUCUUAGUUAUGGAUCCAGAAAGACAGAAGCGUAAAGAAGAAAUUCAGAAAUCUCUGGGAUUCAUUCAGUCAUCUUUGCCUUUCCCUGAACCUGAAGGUUAUAAGGUAUUUCUGACCCAGCUAGUGUGUAAUUUGCUGGAUGAGGGUAAUGCAGUGUUUCGUGAUGGAGAGUGGACACAGGCAGUUGUACAUUACGGCGAGGGUGUGAAUGUAGCUCGCUAUGCUCAGUCUGAAGCCCUAGUCAUUCCCCAAGAGUUGUUAGAGAGCCUCUACGUGAACCGGGCUGCUGCACACUACAAUCUUGGGGAGUUUGAGCAGGGAGCUCAGGACUGUGACAGUGCACUGUGUGUGUCAGAGGGCAGUCGCAGGGCACUCUACAGGAAGGCACUUUGUCUAAGGGAGAUGGGCCGACUCAGAGAGGCUUAUGAGUGUGGCACUGGAUGCCUACUAACUGCCCCUCAUGACAGACAAGUUAGUGAACUUGCUCAGGAUCUCGCCAACAAACUGGGUUUGAAAAUCCGCAAAGCCUAUGUCAGCCCUCAGCUUGAUUCCACAGCUUCUGGUACAGACAACAGUGGAGAAACUAAUUCUCCUACAGGGGAGACCUCCUCAAAUGGUCUCGAGUCUUUGACUGAUAUUGACUCAGACCUUACAAGUGCCCAAUGCAUCCCUGCCCCUUUGGCAACACCAAUCCCAGUCAGUGAUGACCCCCAAAUGCCCACGCUUAGCCCAAUUUUGCCCCAAGAUAUGCCUGAAAGCCCAAGCCAGGAGCCGUCGGGGCGGGUACCAUACUCUGUGCCUGUAUCUGAACACAUGGAGGAAUGUGUGAUGAAUGAAGAAUGUUUGGAAACAUUGCUGGAAAGUAUUCCUAAAGGUGCUGAAGUCAGUGUGAACCCAGUUCAGGGGGCAAUUCCCACUAACCUUCCAAACACUGCUGUGGGUUUGAGGCCUCCAUACUCUACUAGUCUUCCAGCCGCCUCCUCUCAGCUUAAAACAACCUAUUUCAACUCUGCUGUCAGUUCGCUCUCCCCACUGGAAUCAUUCUCUGUGCUGAGCCAAAGUGAAGCCUCUUCCCAGACAAUGGACUCCCUUUGCUCCUUUAACUCUGGGGUUGGAACAGGAGACACUGGUGGAAAGACAGUGUCUGGAUCACUGAGCACAGGAGGAUUGGAUUCCCUCUCGGAGUACACACUUCCUGGUGGACGAAUCUCUCACAGUUUCAUCCCUGGUUUGCAUAACCAUAAUGCCACCAAUGCAAAUGGCCCAGCAGGUACCAACCUGUCUUUGCUGUCACGAAACCCUCUGACUGUCACACAUGAGUUUAGACAGGCCUGUAAUGCCUGCUACAGUCGUAUAGGGCCCCGGGUCAUGGACUACCAUUAUCAGCCUGAUGCAGCUCAUCGCUGUAAGAGAGAUAUGCUGCUCUGUCGUCUCAAAUCGUCAGACGACCCCACCUGGAAGAGGGUGCGACCCCGUCCUGCACGUAAUAACUUCCUUGGUGCAUUUGUUCUCUGCAAAGAGGUACAGGAGCGUCAGGAGUGCCAGUAUGGUGAGAACUGCACUUUUGCCUAUUGCCAGGAAGAGAUAGAUGUGUGGACCCAAGAGAGGAAGGGAGCUCUAAGCCGAGAGCUUCUGUUUGACCCUCUGGGCACCAACGAAAGGCGGGCCCUCAGUGUCACCCGUCUGCUUCAGCUCCAUAUGGGCAUGUUUAUGUUCCUCUGUGAGGAAUGUUUUGACAGUAAGCCUCGUAUCAUUAGCAAGAGAAGCAAAGAGAAUCUUGCUGUUUGUUCCAACCUCACUGCACGACAUCCCUUUGAUGACAACAAGUGCCUGGUGCACGUGGUUCGCUCAGCAAACGUGCGCUACAGUAAAGUACGUCCUCUUCACCCACUUUGCCAGUUUGACGUGUGCCGCCAUGAAGUGCGUUAUGGCUGCCAGCGGGAGGACAGUUGCUCCUUUGCACACUCAGUCAUUGAGCUCAAGUGUUGGGUGCUUCAGCAGGACACGGGUAUUACCCAUGAAGAGAUGAUGCAGGAGUCUAAAAGACACUGGCACAGAUUGGAACAGAAUGCACAGAGACAAAAGCCCAUGCUUGGACCCCUCUAUCCUACUAGUAGCAACAGCAGUGCUGUCAGCACUACUGCUGUGGUCAGUGGUGGAGGAGACAACAGCAUCAGAGGAGGAGGAUUAGUAGGAUGCGGUCGAGGGCGUGGCCUUAAUCUGAAGAUUAAAUUUGUGUGUGGACAGUGUUGGAGGGAGGGGCAGGUCAACGAGCCAGACAAGUCACUGAAGUACUGCACUGCCAAAGCCAGGCACAGCUGGACAAAAGAGCGUAGGGUGUUGCUAGUGAAAUCAUUUGAGAAGAAAAAGUGGGUGGUAGUGCGACCGCUGCCUUUUUCUCGUACCUACCCACAACAAUAUGAUAUGUGCGUUCAUGUCAUGAAACAGAAGAAGUGCCACUAUAUUGGGAACUGUUCUUUUGCACAUAGUUUGGAGGAGAGGGAUGUGUGGACCUACAUGAAAAACAACAGUUUGAGAGACAUGCAGCAGAUGUACGAGAUGUGGCUAUCGUUGACCAACCAGAACCGGCGCACAGAUAGCACCCACUUGACUCCACCUCUGGAAGAAAAACAGAUCACCAUGCCAACUGACUGUUCUGAGUCAAUGGUUGGGCGGCGGCUGUCUGGAGGUGGAGGGGAUCUGUGACCUUGCAGGCAAUGUGGCUGUCUGGAUGAGACUUCCUGUUCAGAUGUCCCUGUUCUUCCCCACUCUUUCAGUGCCACUCUGGGAAGUACCAGGCCCUAUUGCCCUGCAGGGCAGAGUGCCUGACUAUAGGAUUUACACAUUGAUUGUUGCCACUUAUACACACACACACACACACACAUACACACACACACACACCACCACAUGCUUUAUCGCUAAGUAACAAACACACUUGCACACUCACUGACAUGACUCUUGGCAAAAACUCAUGUAUGUGAAAGUGCACACUGGUACUUUUACAGCUAACUUAAGUAAGUGAAGUUUUUGAGUUCCAUAAAAAACAUUUAUGAGGAGUUGCAGGCAAAAUGUCACAUGUUUUACCUCAAACCUCACUGUUCCCACAGUGCUUGAUUAACUCUUGUCCAAGAUGGACUGGUUCCCCCACUGUCAAGUCAAACCACUUGUCAAGAUGCCACUGAUGUUUAAUUCAGGUAUGCUGUGUCAGAUGGCAUUUGAAGAUUUAUGAAUUUUGUCAGGAUAUAAGAAUGAUGAAGUGGUGCUUAACUCUGUAUUCCUGCCAUAUUGGUAGAGGAGUUUGAAUGUAUUACCAACAGUGGCCAUUUACAAAACAAAUUUAGAAGUGUCAGAUGUAGAAUGUAUUGAUACACGGAGGCAAUUAAGGACUAUCUUUAAAUCCCACCACCAGGCCCAACUGGUCUAUCUUGCAUAAUCCCAGUCACAGAUCUUGCACUGACAUGCACUCAUGUCCUAAAUUAUUCGGUUUGAACUAAGCAAUCGUGGGACAGUGUUUGUGUGGCAGGGCGGAGGGCGGGGCCGGGUCGUGAUCCUACACACCCUGUCCCGUAUUAGGCUAAUUAAGCCUCAGAGGGAUAAAGGUCGACUGCAGGGGAUCGUGCGGGAGAGAGAUCGUUUACGGAUAUGUCCGUCAUGUGUGUGUUUAUAUUGUCUUACGUUUAUCAUUAAAACUAUUAUUUAUAUCGCCAAGCCGGUUCUUGCCUCCUCCUUUCCGGGUUUCGGCACCAGUGUAACGUGAUCAAUGGAAAGGAGGCGGCGAG